Messenger RNA from Sorex araneus (European shrew), 2769 nucleotides. It is a transcript of the gene RASA4B, whose product is annotated as RAS p21 protein activator 4B. The transcript has 21 exons. Gene Ontology annotation, molecular function: phospholipid binding; GTPase activator activity. NCBI's taxonomy places the organism in Eukaryota, Metazoa, Chordata, Mammalia, Eulipotyphla, Soricidae. The coding region runs from base 108 to 2528 and encodes 806 amino acids. Gene Ontology annotation, biological process: negative regulation of Ras protein signal transduction; cellular response to calcium ion; intracellular signal transduction. The record is from RefSeq and is a predicted model, not a curated record.
AGUGGACGCGGCCCCCCCGCCCCCGCCUCUGCCUCCCCCGCGCGGCGCCGCCCGCCAGCCGCUGGCCGUCAGGACCCGAGCCCCGACGCUCGCGGCGCCGACCCGCGAUGGCCAAGCGCAGCUCGCUGUCCAUCCGCAUCGUGGAGGGGAAGAACCUGCCGGCCAAGGACAUCAAUGGCAGCAGUGACCCCUACUGCGUGGUGAAGGUGGACCUUGAGCCCAUCAUCAGGACGGCCACGGUCUGGAAGACCCUGUGCCCCUUCUGGGGGGAGGAGUACGAGGUGAACCUGCCGCCCUCCUUCCACGAGGUGGCCUUCUACGUCCUGGACGAGGAUGCCCUCAGCCGGGAUGACGUCAUCGGGAAGGUCUGCCUUACCAGGGAGACCCUGGCUGCUCACCCCAAGGGUUUCUGCGGGUGGGCUCACCUGACGGAGGUGGACCCCGACGAGGAGGUGAAGGGCGAGAUCCACCUGAGGCUGGAGGUGCUGCCCGCACCCCGCGGCCGGCUGCGCUGCUGCGUGCUGGAGGCCAGGGACCUGGCAUCCAGGGACCGCAACGGUGCGUCCGACCCCUUUGUCCGCGUGCGCUACAACGGCCGGACGCAGGAGACCUCGGUUGUCAAGAAAUCUCGCUACCCGCGCUGGAACGAGACGUUCGAGUUUGAGCUGGAGGAAGGGGCCACAGAUGCACUGUGCGUGGAGGCCUGGGACUGGGACCUGGUCAGCCGGAAUGACUUCCUGGGCAGGGUGGAGGUCAGUGUGCAGAACCUGAGGCUGGCCCAGCACCAGGAGGGCUGGUUUCUGCUGCAGCCAGACCGGUCCAAGAGCCAGCGGCAGGAGGACAACCUGGGCUCCUUGCAGCUGGAGGUGCGUCUGCGGGACGAGACGGUGCUGCCCUCUGCCUGCUACCAGCCCCUGGUGCAGCUGCUGUGCCAGGAGGUGAAGCUGGGCACAGAGGACCCGGGACAGCUGAUCCCCCUUCUGGAGGAGCUGACCAGUGCUGAGUGCCGCCAGGAAGUGGCCACCAACCUGCUCAAGCUUUUCCUGGGCCAGGGACUGGCCACAGACUUUCUGGACCUUCUCUUCCAGCUAGAGCUCAGCCGCACCAGUGAGACCAACACCCUGUUCCGGAGCAACUCUCUGGCCUCGAAAUCCACAGAGUCUCUCCUGAAGGUGGCCGGGCUGCGGUACCUGCACGGAGUCCUGGGCCCCAUCAUCGACAAGGUGUUUGAGGAGAAGAAGUACGUGGAGCUGGACCCGAGCAAAGUGGAGGUCAAGGACGUCGGGUGCUCGGGGCUGCACCGUCCACCCACCGAGGCCGAAGUGCUGGAGCAGAGCGCGCACACGCUGCGCGGCCACCUGGGGGCGCUGCUGAGCGCCAUCAGCCGCUCGGUGCGCGCCUGCCCGGCCGUGCUCCGCGCCACUUUCCGCCAGCUCUUCGUGCGCGUGCGCGAGCGCUUCCCGGGCGAGCAGCACAAGAACGUGCCCUUCAUCGCCGUCACCAGCUUUCUGUGCCUGCGCUUCUUCUCUCCCGCCAUCCUGGCGCCCAAGCUCUUCCACCUGCGGGAGCGGCACGCGGACUCCCGCACCAGCCGCACCCUGCUCCUGCUGGCCAAGGCAGUGCAGAACGUAGGCAACAUGGACACACUAGCUUCCAGGACCAAAGAGGCUUGGAUGGAGCCACUGCAGCCCAUCGUGCGCCAGGGGGUGGCCCAGUUGAAGGACUUCAUCACCAAGCUGGUGGACAUCCAGGAGAAGGAGGAGCUGGACCUGCAGCGGUCACUGAGCUUGCAGGCGCUUCCAGUGAAGGAGGGGCCCCUCUUCAUCCACAGGACCAAGGGCAAGGGCCCCCUCAUGUCCUCCUCCUUUAAGAAGCUCUACUUCUCCCUCACCCCGGAAGCCCUCAGUUUUGCCAAGACGCCCAACUCCAAGGUGGCCUCCACUAGGACCCCAGCCCGCCUCCCCUGGCCACCCCAGAAGAUCGCCCUCAUCAAGCUGGCCAACAUCCGGGCCGCAGAGAAGGUGGAGGAGAAGAGCUUCGGCAGCGCCCUGGUCAUGCAGGUCAUCUACACCGAUGACGCCGGCCAGCCCCAGACGGCAUACCUGCAGUGCAAGUGCAUGAACGAGCUGAACCAGUGGCUGUCGGCGCUUCGCAAGGGGAGCAUCAACAACCCGGGGCUGCUGGGCUGCUACCAUCCCGGCGUCUUCCGCGGGGACAAGUGGAGCUGCUGCCAGCAGCGCGACAGGACAGACCUGGGCUGCGAUCGGACCCGCUCUCGGGUCACACUGCGGGAGUGGAGUGACCCCCUGGACCCCGACCUGGAGGCCCAGCUCGUCUACCGCCACCUGCUGGGCCUGGAGCCCCAUGUGCUGGAGAGGCAUCGGAGGCUGAGUGAGGGCGCAGAGCUCACAGCCGCUGGUGCAGCCCGCAGAGCCCCGCUGGCCCAGCUGCUGCAGGUGCUGCAGGAACUCCGCCAGGCCCACAGCACUGUCGCCGAGGGGCGCCCCGCCUCGGAGCCGCAGACGUGAGCCCCCCGAUUCUGGGACGCUGCUGAUUCUCACUGCAGGCCGAGGCAAGAGACCAGGGUUCCCGGCGGUGAGAGUGCUUCGGGCGCCUCUCCAUGACCUGCUCACUGCCCCACACAGUCCCUCAGGGACACAGCGACACCGAGGGCGGACACAGGCCAAGGGGGCGGGCCCCCACCAGGCCCAGCCCUCCCGCACACCCGUCUCUGCUCCUGGAAGUGCUUUCAGGGACAAUAAACCUGUG